Molecule: messenger RNA, 1300 nt
Organism: Oryza sativa Japonica Group (Japanese rice)
Lineage: Eukaryota; Viridiplantae; Streptophyta; Magnoliopsida; Poales; Poaceae
Source: RefSeq, a predicted model, not a curated record
ACACGCCUAUCUUCCCUGGUCGCCCCGCGACGCGCCGCGCCGCCUCCACAUCCCUCUGCCCAUCUCGAUCCCCGCCGCGCCGCCGUUCCUCCACGCCGCCGACGACGUCGCCUCCCUCCGUCCCAGCCGCGCCACCGCCGCUUCUCCCCUCUCCUCUUUCCGCCCGCAUUCCCCCUUCGCUGGGGCCCGCUUCCGGCAGGUAGCAGCUGCGUGGGCGCGCAGAGGGGGUAGCCUGGCGAUGGAGGGCGGCACGAACGCGCGGCGGCGGCGUCUGGUGGAGAGGGGAGCCGAUCGCCUCGCCUUCAUCACCGGCCAGGCGCAGACCCUCCCCUCCGAUCCGCUCCCAGAUUCACCACUUAAUUCUGUUGACGCAGCCACCCCUCAAAUAUCUGAAAGGAAUGCAAGUGAGGGUGGCAUUAGUGGUGAUAAAUUCAGCAAUAUAACUCGGCUGCACAAAUCACAACCUAGUGAUGUAGUACCUGAAAGUCAACUGUCUGCCAAAGCCCGUCAGGAAAUUCAUGAUGGUGACCUACUUCGAGAAUUCAAGACAAGCAGCACAGUUCCUGAAAUUCAGCCAGUAAAUGAAACGCCCAUGCAGAGGCAUGGUGAGGAAACACUUGGCAAGAGGAUUAAUCAUGAUAGAACAGCAACUGUGACUAGGAAGGAGAUGGAAACGAGACCCAAAUCUGUUCCUCCAAACCAGUCUAACCAAGCAGAAAAUGCAGCUUGGUCUGUUGAAACUCUGAAGGAGCACUUGAAUUUCACACCGCAUGAGAUUACACAGGCUAUAUCAGCUACAGAGUAUAACCGUUUUUUAGCCUCUGUCGCUGUUGCCUUUCUGGCGGUUCUUUCAAACUGGGGCCUGGACAUUGGUGGUACUAUCACAAGAGUAUUAGUUGGAACAAGACCACUUCUGUUUCUUAUUAUAACGAACGUAACCAUUGUCUUCACUUUGUUGAUGGAGAACAAGGACCCAAACGUCAGGGGAAGAUCAGCUGGCAGCAACCUUGGUUCUGCUGAUAGCUUAGGGCAAAUGCUGGAGAUCGGAUUGCUGCUACAGAAAUCCCUGGGCGCUCUCCUGAUGGACUGCAGCAUUUGUGCUGUCAUCCUGAUCUGUUUCCUUUGAGUUUUGAGUGGGUAUUUUUGAUAGAGUUUCACAGAACGGUCCCCUGCUUUGUAAGUCUACGCCACUGCUCUGUCUAUUGUUCAAUCUUGUAACAUCCUUAUAUUUUGAUUCAUUUACUUUUCUCGUCACAUAUAGAGCUGAACUAAGCCAGGUCCAAGAAAAAUUGGACUGCAC